AUGUCGACUUUCUUUCUUAUCAAUUUCUUAUUAAUCACAAGUGAAGAAGCCAUUACGAAUGUGCAAAUUACACAACGCCAUCAUUAUCAGAACUUGUCGCGUCCAAAUAGUUUAUUGGGCCCGGAGAAAGAGCCAAUAAAAUUCCAAAUUAAUCUCGUUGGAGCACCACCAGAAGUUGAACAGUUAAUUGAGCACAUUAAAGAUGUUGCUUCACAGUUUUUAUAUCAUUGGAAAACAUUUCCAAUCAAUUUGCCUCAGUCAAUCUCUUCAACGACCUCAUCAUCAACGAUAAGCGCAUUAACAACGGGACCGAUUAAUGCUUCAAAUGUUGGCACAAAUCGAAAAUCAAAAAAUAAUCUUCGAGAUUUGUUCAUCAUGCCACCAUUUGAUGAACUCGAUGCUGUUGCUGCUGACGGAAGUGGCGAACCUCGACGACUUACAAACACACAAUUGAGAUCACUUAGAGAGCGUGGUGAGUUUGAGGUGCCGAGUUUAAACUUUCCGGGCCAGGUGCAUUUGUGGAAAUUAUCUCAAUUUCUGCAAAAGGGAACUGAACCGACAAGGGAAACGCUUCUGGGUGAUUUAGCGUUGGCAGCACAAUUUAUUGUCAUCACAGCAAGAGCUCGAAUUGUUGGACAUUUCUUUUCAGUUAAAGAAGCAGCAAAAGCUUUGCUUGCUGGUCUGUUAAAGUUAGUCGACAUGAUUGUCGGUGUUCCGUCACUUCUCGCACAUAAUCUCGAGAAUAAAGUCAAAGAAGAACGCUGCCGUUACCUCAUUGCUGAAUUGGUUUGUCGACCUGAAUACAAAGAUGGUCUCGAUUCACUUUGCAAAUAUGUAAAACAUCAAAUACGACGAGCGACGAUGGAGAAGUUUGACGUCAACUACGAAGCGAAUGCUCAACCAGUUCCAUACAUUUUUCUAAGUCCAUGUAAGAAGCAAGAAAUCGAUCUUCGCUUAUUUUCCAAAGACAUCAUGCGCAAAGCCUUGCCGAUUCUUGUUAAUAUCCUUGAGAAGGAAACACGCGGCUGGUUUCUUCCGUUUAGAGAGCGUCUCAUUGCCGAAAUGCGUGAGAAGAAGAUGACCGAUGUUGAGAUUGAAGAAGAGGAUAAUUAUCCGGUACUUGCAAGAAUUCGUGCUUGGUUGAAUCAAAGAUUAGAAGCAGCUGAAACAUCGAAGAUUAAUGAAACUUUAUGGGCAGCACAUGAAGAAGCAGUAAAAAUUUGUCUCAAACAUAAUCUUCAUCAAACAGUUUACUUUCUGCAUCGUGAUUUAUCAUUCAUGAAAGAAAGAGAAGCAGUUUUAGUAAAGGAAUUGAGAAUGGCGAAGAAACCAACACGAAACUUCCAAUGGGCUUGUCGAAUUUGGUCACCAAAAUCUUGGAUUAUUAAAAGAAACUUUCAGGGACAAAGCGAAGUAAUUCCGACUGUUAUAAGUCAGCAUGUAACGUCAAUUGUAACGCCACGCUCUGAUCCAAGUCAACCAGUGUUUCUCGUCGAAAAAGAAAUUGUGAGAACAACAACAACGCGUUGGCCAUUAUGGCGUUUAUUGAAUUGGUUUCAAAGAACAUGGACAUGGACGUGGAAUAUUAUGUUCUUACUUGGAUUCAUCGUACCGUGGUCAUCACCACUUGGCUUGCGUGCUUUGAUUUCUAUCAAGCCAUUUAUGUCCGACCUUGAACUCUCGCAGAUUAAUGGAACUUUAUUUCCUCGAAAAACGAGUUUAACACAAACGAUGGCAUCACGAUUAAUCGAGUUGUGGCGACAUAUUUCAAAGUCAAGAACACAUUUUGAAACCGAACCUGAUACGGGAUUUAUCGGAAAAGGAAUGACGAGACAUUUAAAUCGUGUUUGGAAUUAUUUCAUUAAAGGAUUUCUUGGCACUUUGUUGAUUCUAUUCAUUUUUCCUUUGUUAUGUGUAAGCGUGAGUGUGACAAGCAUUUGUUUUGCCAUUGCUGCGCCACUUUGGAUUCCAUGCGUUACAACAAUUCUCCAUCUCUAUAUGAUGUUAAUUUAUGACUUAGACUCACCAAAUGAUGAACGAAAUCGUUAUUGUGUGUUCUUGGAAGCAAUUGGAUGGGAUAUUUUCAUUCAAGGAAUCAUUCAACCGAUUUUAGCAAUUUCUGUUGCUGCAAUAAUUUGUCCUUUAAUAUCGACUUUCAUUUUGAUUUUUGGCUUUUCACGCUAUUGGCUUCGAUUACUCUGGGACUCGAUGGUUUUUCAUACAUUUAUUAAGAAAUGUGGUCGAAUUCCUUCGAGUGAUAGUAUCGCUGUUAAGAGAAUCUCUGGACCUGGACUUGCUCAAGAUUAUUUUUUCAUUAUUACACCAGCACAAGCACUUGCAGCAUUUGAAGCGAAAAUGGAACUUGAUGAGUUGGAAGCAUGGGAGAAGUCGAUGGAGACAGUCAUUAUGCAGCCACAGAAAGAUUUCAGUCAAUUUGUUGAAGCAUGCUUUGGAUCCUUUUCAGCUCAACUGUCAAAGUCUGGCCAAUAUCGACAACUCGAGCGUGAAGGACAGAAUUUGUUAAGUUCAUUGCACGAAAAGCUCGAAAAGAGAAAACGUGAACUUCAGUUGGGACUUCAACCAGCGGUUAAAACCAGAGUUCGAUUAAACACAAUGGAAUUAAAGGCGGCAAUUCAGAUUGGCGCUUACAUGUUGGAAAAGUUUUAUCCGUCGCAUGUUAUCGGACGUUUGGCGAUAACCGAGGAAGAGUUUUGGGAGGAGAAAUUCUUAUCAGUUGGUGACUGGGCGGGACUUGCAAGUCUUCUCUACGCAGAUAUUUUCAGUCUCGACUUUUUAACUCCCUUAACUGACACUGACAUUCAAUUUAAACUCGAACCUCAUCCACAAUUGGAAUUAUCACGUUAUGUUGAGAUGACACAGAACACUGCAGAUAUAAUGGGAAUUGGAAAUGGACCAGAUUUACUUGGAAAUGUUUAUGCUCCAAGGGGAAAUAUUCGUUUUCAAUCACCGUACUUGGAAGUGUCAGCUUUCAAUCCUCGCUCAAGAUUCUUAAUUAACUGUCGGAGAGCGGAAAAACGAGUUGACAAAUCUUUAACGUUUGGUCUUGAAACACUUCGUGUUAGAAUGAGACGUGCCCCAGCCUCUGGCACAUCUGAAGAUGCCAAAGAUCAGUGGAAACCAUGGAAGAGGAAAAAGUUAGCAGCAAGUCAAAGUGAAAAGAUGCUCAUUCCAUUGCCAAUUCCACAUCCCGUUCACAUUGCAAUUUCAAUUUAUAAUCGCGAUUCCGAUCAACCGAUUCCACUUGACUCUGAUCUUUGUUGGGAUAUUUUAAGGUCAAUUGAAGAGUGUUAUGGCGACAUUGAAGCUUUGAAUUCAGUCACAAGAUUCAGAUCAUUUGCAAUCGACUCGAGCAAUGAUUCAUUGGAUUCAAGUAGUUCUUCUGGAAGUGGUGACAUGAAAGAUGUCGACAGUCGUGAAAGUGUUGAUGGAACUGAGACACUGCCAUGUACAAAUCGAUCUCUCGGUAUUGCACAAAUUACCAUCACUUCAAACAACACUGAAGAUAUUGUAGAAUCAAUUAAUGCUGGCGUUACUGUCAGUAAUCGUGUGAUGAGUCAAAGUACCAGCAGUAAUAGCAUCACACCAACAAACACGAGUUACCAUUGGACUUUAAGUAAUUUAGAAUCUUCAACCGAUUAUAAUCAUCGGCGAAGAAACAAUACAAGCAGCAAUAAUGAUACAGUGCGAGUUGAUCUCGCAAGUCCCGAAGAUAUAUCUAUGGAUGAACAAAGAAUUGUGCUUAGUAGUGGUAGCACUUAUGGCACAACCGUAUGAAGUUCAAAUUAAGUUCAUAUUUUUAAUUAAAAUUCUUCUCCCUCUGAAUAAGAAAAAAGAACAAAAAAAAAUUUGCUUUGGUUUUUGUGAUAUUUUUUCAACUCUCAUUUAUCAUUUUAGUCAUUAAAAUACUUUUUUUAAAUUAUGUUUAAUCGAAUAAAUUUUGUUUAACAUUGGAAAUCUCUUGAACUUGAUAUUUGAACAUAAAAAUUCUAAGAAUUUAAAGUAACUUAAGGAAUUAAAAGGGCGGAAGGGAGAAAGAAUGACUCAUAGCCAUUGGGUUCGAUCAUCUCAAGGAAAAUUAGCGGAAUUAAAAAAUGAUAAAUACCUAUUUAUAUCACUCAAUCACUGCUCUCUUUUUUAAUUUUUUGUUUGUUUUCUCGAUUGAAAUUUUUUCUUCACUUGACAUUUUCCUGUGUGCUAUAUUUGAUUGUUUCCAAUAUAAAACUUUCCUUUAUUUAUAUUUGAUGUUAUGUCGUGAAAUAUUCUACCUUGUAAUAUGAUGAUUUGUUUCUCUAUAAAUAAUUAUCUUUGACAUUUCCUAGAAAUCUAAUGAAAUUUUUUUUUUUUGAUUAGGAAUUUAAAAUUGUGAGUUAGGCAUUGGUAAUUGAAAAGAGUCUUUCUUCCUUUUUUUAACUAAUAAUUAAAGCAUCAUCUUAGAAUUAAAAGCAUCUUAGCUAUUUAUUGCAAAAAGAAGAAAAUUAGAAACUAAUUUAAGAUCAAAUAUCAAAUGUCCUGCUCGAAGGAAGAGCUGUUUGAUAUUCACUUGCAUUUGAAAAGAAAUUAGCAUUUCAAAGUUAUCAGAUUAGAGAAAAUAUCUAAGUACGUAUUUUUAAUCAAUCAGGAAAAACAUAAUUAAAGCAAAAUUAUCAACUCCCUUCAGUUUACACUGCACUUGCAAAUUAUUCUUUCUAAGAAAAAUAAAGAAAUUAUGUGAAACAAUUCUUAAAACAAACCAAUCAAAUAUGUCGAUCAAAAGAAGUCACAUGAAUAACCAGAAUGUUUUUGAAACCAUAUUAAGCAUAAAUGAAAAUAAGAAAAAUAUAACUUUACAACCAUGAACUAGUCAAUAAAUUGUUGAAAAAAGAAUUAUGAAAUAAAAAUGAUCAUUGAUUUAAAAACUAA
Clunio marinus is the source of this 4920-nucleotide messenger RNA. The record is from the annotation of a GenBank genome assembly. NCBI's taxonomy places the organism in Eukaryota, Metazoa, Arthropoda, Insecta, Diptera, Chironomidae.